Molecule: messenger RNA, 1044 nt
Organism: Penicillium atrosanguineum
Lineage: Eukaryota; Fungi; Ascomycota; Eurotiomycetes; Eurotiales; Aspergillaceae
Product: Gfo/Idh/MocA family protein
Exons: 2
Coding region: 1-1044 (347 amino acids)
Molecular function (GO): nucleotide binding
Source: RefSeq, a predicted model, not a curated record
AUGUCAUUUAGCGAACGAAAGAUUGAUGUCGCGGUGAUCGGAGUUGGCCUCAUUGGCCCUCGUCACUGCAGAACUGUGAAAGAAAGCAACGAGGCCAGACUCGUGGCCAUUGUUGAUCUUCAACCGAGCACUGCGAAGGUCGCCGAAGAGUUCGGAGCUGCCCAUUAUACUUCGGUACAAGAUCUGAUAAGGUCUUCCGAUAAGCCCGACGCUGCCAUUAUCUGCACUCCCAACCACACACAUGCGUCUCUGGCUAAAGAGUUGGCCGCUGCCGGAAUUCACGUUCUCAUCGAGAAGCCUGUGUCUGUGGACAUUUCAAGUGGAAGAGAACUCGUUGAGAUCUUGAAUCAGUCCGGUGUUAAAGCGCUUGUUGGUCACCAUAGGAGAUUCAAUCCCUAUGUCAUCGCGGCGAAGGAAGCGAUCAGUUCUGGCUCACUUGGAGACAUCACUGCUAUCAGUGGAAUGUGGACCACAUAUAAACCCGAGGAUUAUUUCGACGUGCCGGCGGCCUGGCGACGUGGAAAGUCUGGCGGUGUGGUUUUGAUCAACCUUAUCCACGAAGUUGACAUCCUCCAUCACCUUUUCGGACCCAUCACGCGUGUUCAUGCCGAAAGCACAAAGUCAGGACGUGGGUAUGAAGCGGAAGAAGGAGCCGCUAUUGUCUUUAGGUUCCGCUCGGGCGUGGUCGGAACAUUCGUGAUCUCGGACAAUGUGCCGUCCCCGCACAACUUCGAGUCCGGGACAGGCGAGAAUCCUUUAAUUCCCAAAGCGGGAGCGGACUUUUAUCGUAUCUUUGGAACCGGUGCAUCUUUAAGUGUUCCCGAUAUGACCAAGUGGAGCUACGAUGGCGCCCCGGAAUCACUUGAGGUCACACCUGCUGUUCCGUUUGAGAAGCAGUUCAGCCAUUUUGUUCGAGUCAUUCAUGGCGAAGAGGAUCCGAGCUGUUCGGCAGGAGCCGGUCUUGCGGCCUUGAUGGUUUGUGAGGCUGUAAGGGAGUCUUUGCAAACAGGUCAGACUGUUGAGAUCAAAGAUGAUAACUUUUGA